AACCGAGCACUUCACUUGAUUAUUCUAGAGAGUGCUACCAGCUGCUCGUAAUCGAAUGCCUCAUUGGUCAUCUCAACUCGGUGCACGCUCCUGCUACUGCUAUGCUCUCCCUAGGUGGCAACUCUGCGCAUGCGCAUUUAAAUUUGAGCGCACUGUAUUUCUACUGCCUUCUGUAUGCAACAUGAACGGCUGACAGUCAACAUGUGCCAUAAAUAUAAGUACUAACGGUAAUAUUCUGGCUGCACGUACUCUCCAUUGGCCGCUGCCACAUUCAGUACGGCACCAAGCUCGAACGGAAGUGGAACAAACGAAGCGGAAACACACACGACAAACGAAUAUGAAAAAAGUUUCUUUUCAACAAAACAAAUAGUAGCGCAGCAUUUGCUGGUCAAUGCUUAUGACUAAUUGCAAUUGUAACGUGGUCGGUGAUUGAAGCGAGCUGUUGCGCAGAUGUUUAUUAAUAUACAUAGACAUCUAUUAUUAUUUAUAAAACGCGAUAUAAUUUGUGUAGUUUUUUUUGUCGGUAUCUGUUGUCGGGUUUUUUUCCUUUUGGCUACCUAGCAAAAUGAUUGAGUGUAGAAAUCAAUAGACAAAGAAACCAUGAACAGCAUGAGCCGCCAGAGCAUUGCGUCGGCGGCGACAACAGCUGCAGCCGUCUCCAUGUCUGUUUCCAAUGCCACCUCGGUGGGCUCACUGAUAGCAGCCACCGCUAACAGCCAACAGCCAACGGCUUCCCACUACGUGAAUGGAACGGGCAGCUUGGGUCGUCUAAAGUACCAUCACAAGAGUCUCGAUGCCAGCGACGAGGAGUUUGAGUAUGCGCAGCUCUCUCGCUCUACUCACAUCUUGGGGCGCUACAAAUCGGAGCGUUUGCUGCCUGGCUCCAAGCCGGACGAGGACCGCAGACGUCGCACGAUCAUUGUGGAGAAGAGAAACGAUUCGUAUGGCUUCACACUGCAAAGCUAUGGCAUACACUACAAAUGCGACGAGGAGCUGGAGAUGAUUACGUAUGUGGACUAUGUGGAAUACGGUGGACCGGCUUACCGAGCUGGGAUGCGUGAAGGCGACGUUAUACUCUCCAUCAAUGGCAACGAUAUGGAGAAGGCGGAUCAUAAGACCAUUGUGGAGUUUAUCAAGAAAUGCGAUAUGCGCAUGCGAAUGGUUGUGCUCUUCGAGGAUUGUGUGAGAAAGGUUGAUCUGCACAUGCGCUAUAUACAGCUGCAGAGUCUGCUGCAGCAGAAGAUGAAUGAGCUGGAGCGAGUGCAUCUGCGUGAGCGGGAGCUGCUGGAGGGCAAGUGGAAGACGCACAGCUUGCCGGCGAGAAAGAAAGCAAAUACCAAUACCUCGCCGAGCGACGGAGAAGGCGUCUCUCCAACAGAGGCGAGUGCGAAUGAGCCGGGCUUCUAUAGACCCGCUUUGUCCACAGAGGAUGUGGCUAAUAUAGCACUGAGACAGCAGCCAGUUAUAAUUCCUCCACCCGCGCAGUUUAUGCUCACGUAUCACUAUUUGGAUCCUAGCUAUCGGUAUCGCUAUGUGCUGCCAGGAGGAGCAGCAGCGGCUGGAGGGGAUCAGCACUAUGUGCUGCAGAGAACCGAGUCACUGGACACCAAUAGCUGCAGCCAGGUAACAGCUAACAGUCAGUACCAUAGUGCGAGUGCAGGAGGUGGAGGAGGAGGAGGAGGAGCAAGUGGAGCAGCUAGCACAGUGAAGCCACCUGCGCCACCGCCGCGUACCUGCGAGAAGCACAAGCCACCAGCCAAGGAGAAGACCAAACAUUGCCAUGGCAAUGGACACUCGUGCAAUCCCUGCCUGGGCCACUUUCGCUGGAAGUCUGCGGAGAAGUCACACAGCAACGGCGAUAAUGUGAGCCUGGAUGCCUACGAUUUGGCCAGUCCCUGCUGCGAGACACAGUGCGUGCCUUCACGACGUCGCCAUCGCCAGCACAAGGAGCACAAGCACAAACAUCGAGAGAGGGAGAGGGAGAAGGAAAAGGAGAGAUUGGAGUCUAAAGAGAAGCAGGCAACCAAGACACAUGCCUCGCCUGGCGCCAAUGUAACCAAGCCAGCUGCGACCGUGGAUCGACAGUCCAAUCAUCAUCAUCAUCACCACCAUCAUCAUCAUCAUCGACAUGCACAAGAGCAGCAGCAGCAGCAGCAACAGCCACAGGAGCAGCAGCAACCACAUCAUCAUUAUCAUCAUCAGGCGCCUUCCCAAGCGAGCAGCGUUCGCUCCCGCUACUUUGACUUAGCCUCUGGUUUGGCUAGCCAUUGUAGCCUGCAUUCCUGCACCUCUAGUGAAUUUGCGCCCGCUGACUCGGCGUCAUAUACCACCUCCAUUAGCACGGAUACGUUGUUCUGGGAGCCCAAGAGCGAGGCGGCACAGUCCUCCAGGCAACACUCGACCAAGUCCAGGCAAUCCUAUGAGCAGCAUUCCCAGCAGCAGCAGCAGCAGCAACAGCAACAACAUCAGCAGCAACAGCAGCAACAACAACAUGGCCAUCAUCAUCAUCAUCCGCAUUACCAUAUGACAGCUACUCAAGUGCAGCCCUCACAGAUCUAUCCAAACACCAUUGCUUACGUGCAGAAGCCCAAAUCCUGGGAUAAUCUAGCCACCAAAACGCUUGUGGGCCAGAGCUUUAACUACGGCUAUCUGGAUACAGUUGCCAUUAAGCCGGCGGUCAAGCUGCAAAUAGCACAACAACGGCAUUCCAUGCCUAGGCGCAAUCCUUAUGGCCGCUAUUCCACCUAUGGCGAUGUGGAGAACUAUGCGCCGCCUCCUACCGAAUUUGUGGGUGAGCUGACGACCACAACAACCACCACCAUAACGGCCAAGUCCACAGAGGAGCUCCUGGCAGCCUGCGAUUGCCUAACGCCACAGCAACAGCAGGCGCUGAAGGCGGCGCAAUAUCAGCUAAGUCAGACACAAAAGCUAUCUCAUCAAAACUCCUGUCAGUUGGGCUACUACUCGCACCUGCCCAGGCCAACGAAGGAUGUGGCCAGCUCCACAGGACAACAGCAGCCAACGGACAACGGCUGCGACGUUGCCACCGUGUCGGAAGCAACGCGUUUGUAGGCAACGUCCAUCAACAGCUCGUGCAACUAAACAAAAACCGUCUUUCAAGCAGACCCCUAAGAAAGUGCACUCUAAAGAUCCAAACCAGCGAUUUAAUCAUCAUUAACCAAACACAUUCCAAAGUAUUAGCGGUAGGGCUGCUCUGAGUGUAUUUGCAUUAGGGGUCUCUACACGAACAUUUGUACAUCGAAACAGAAAUUGAAUGAAACAUCAUGCAGCCAAAUUUUAAUAAUUUUACAUUUAAAGAAAGAAAUGCAAAACAUGCAUAUACCUUAGGAGGCCUCAUCGAGCCAACGUCUAGUUCAGCUAACCAUAAACCGUCUUUCAUACAGCCAUCCAGACUAAAUGCACAUCAGCUGAAAUGUUACAUUCCUCAACAAUCUGGAAGCAUUGAGUGCAUUUAUAUUUGGGGGCCGGUGCAUAACAAUUUGUACAUCGAAUUCAAGUAGCAAAUGAUUGAGAAACAUCAUGCAGCCAAAUUUUAAACUAUUCAAAUUUUAAUACAGUCGCAAAAACAUAUACGAACAAUGUAAACAUACAUAUGAUAUGAUGUUAUAUGUAGCAUUGCAGUUUCUAAUUGAUUUUGGAUUUAUUUAAAGACUGAAAGCUAUGCGUAGUAUAUUUUAAAAGAAAAAGUGCUUAAAUUUAUAUAGUCAAAAGGUUACAAUACAUACAUAUUAUGGAAUACAUAUAUUAAUUUUAUGCAUGUAGCUAUUGGUUUUAAACAUACUGUAGAUACAACUUAAAUAUAUAUAUAUUAUAAUAUAUGUAUAUCUUAAAUUUAUUAAUAGUUAUUUAACAUAAUGGAAAAGCUGAACAAUGUAGUUUGAAUCAUUGUGAUAGUGCAAAAAGGCAGAUACUGAUAAAAAGAAUAUAAUGAUUUUAGUGAACUAUAUAUAGAAGUAUGGUUGAUAAAACGGCGCUUUUGAUGUAAUGCAAUUUGUAAAUGUUAUGGUACUUUAUUUAUAUAUUUAAUAUAAUAAAAAUCAUUGUGUGUUCAUGUAGUAUAACUCAAACGUAACAUUUAUGAUAUUUAUUAAUCGAAAAUAAUCUGAUUUCGAAUACUUAGCCGUUAAUUGUCUGAUCGCUUCAUUUCCCUAGUUGGUGUGGAGUUUUAAACUAUCUGGCAACUCCGUGCAGCGAUUUGGUUUUCGAAUACUUAACCGUUACUCAACACGCGGUCAGCUGUUUUGGCAGUGCUUCAACCCUCAAUUUGACUGUCAAAAUACACGCCAUCUGGCGGCUUGCGUGUGCACCAGCAAGUGUCAGUUUUUGGGCAAAAAAAUCAAUACCAACCCCAACCCCAAACCCGCUCGUUAAAAAUGUAAAUGCGAAAAAUUCAAUACUGUGCAGCCAUACACGACGGUCGCAACGCGUUGCCACAAAAAAUUGAAGAAGAAAAGUUGAAACAGAACUCGUGUUCGCAAAAUUAAAUUUCGAAAUUCGCACACAAUUAGCAGUUGCAGUCCACGCAGCGCCAAAAAGAGAAAGAGAAACAUAGUAAAGUAGCAAAAGCAGCGAAAAGUGCGUGAAACGCGACCGGCAAAAAGGAUACAAAAGGCCACAAAGCGUACAGUGAAAGUGAUAUAGAAGCAGCCCAUUAGAGCAGUUCAUAAAGUUGUUAAUCAAAAAGAAAAUAAGCAAAACACAAACACACACACACACACACACACA
Molecule: messenger RNA, 4746 nt
Organism: Drosophila mojavensis
Lineage: Eukaryota; Metazoa; Arthropoda; Insecta; Diptera; Drosophilidae
Gene: ssp6
Exons: 3
Coding region: 601-3072 (823 amino acids)
Molecular function (GO): protein binding
Source: RefSeq, a predicted model, not a curated record